Lineus longissimus is the source of this 6950-nucleotide messenger RNA. RefSeq lists its product as uncharacterized. The record is from RefSeq and is a predicted model, not a curated record. Bases 63 to 6587 code for a protein of 2174 amino acids. Lineage: Eukaryota; Metazoa; Nemertea; Pilidiophora; Heteronemertea; Lineidae. Gene Ontology annotation, cellular component: transcription factor TFIIIC complex. Gene Ontology annotation, biological process: transcription by RNA polymerase III. The transcript has 19 exons. Gene Ontology annotation, molecular function: protein binding.
UCCCACGCGCAAGAACGUGGGAUCGAAUCCGUUCGUUGCCAAUUUUAGUGUCGGUCAGCAGGAUGGAAGGACAAAACGAGGAGAUGCUUGCUGAAGUGCCUGUGUCCAUUGGUGCCCAGGUUGUAUCCGAUGGUAACGAGAUUGUAUCUGAUGGUUCACAGGACGCAUCCACGACCGUUGGCCGCGAAGCUGAAACAAAGAAGAGAAAGAAACAAGGCGUAGCUGAGGGGAUGGUGUCGCCAAAACGUAGUAAGCCCGAUGCCGAUUUGCAAAUUCCUGAUACUAUCAAGGAGAAUUGGAAGAUGCAGAUUAAGUUGCUGAAGGAGGCCCAAUGUCCCAAAUGUCGGUCUGUGAGAAAGACAUACCUACCAUUGGUCAUGCAUUUCAUUGGGACACAUCCAGAACUUCUCCUUCCGAAGACUUCUGCUUCACCUGGUGGGAAUGCUCAAAACCAAAAAACGUCAUCGAAUAAUCAUGCCCAAGAGAGACAAAAGAUCGCUGUGAAGGACAUUCAUCAAAAUGUCUCUGCUGUUCCCAAUGAAAUGACUUGCGCAAUAGCUGUACCUACUGGACUUAAAACUUCCAGCAAAGGUGUCAGGCAAACUCAUGCAAAAGUUUUACCUGUAACAGAAUGUCCUUCUAAAAUCAAUUCCAAUACAGGACCGAAAACUUCCAGUAUAGGCCAUCUCAUUCCGGAUGCUGGGGAGAAUUCAGACAGCAACUUUGUGAUUGUAGGAGGUAGACUGGUCGAGCAGAAUACUUCGGGUACUCCUUCAUUUCCAGUGCAACGAAGUACUGUACAGAUCGUUCCACCUGCAGAUCAAAUAGUUCGGAUUGUGCCUAUGGGGACAGGAAGCAACCAGUCAGCUGAUGACGUUGCUGGAAAUGCUGUACUAGUGCAAAACGUUGAACAGGUUGACACACGUCUUGUGCUUGAAGGUACGGAGUCUGCAAAAAAGCGAGGACAGCGUAUUAGGACUUAUACGGAUAAGAAGACAAACAACACAGACGUUUGGAACAGACUGAAGAGUUCUGAUGGAGAGAUGGAAUUGGAGACUAAGGCAAGAGAUCGCCCUAGGGCGGCUGAGACUGAUGAGAUGCAGGAGUCCACGAUAGAAAGUCCAGUAGAGCCAGUUGGGAAGAUAGUUGCUGUGGAACCGAAAAGGAGAUCUUCUGCAGGGGCUGCUGGUACACCGAAGUUGGAGAGUGAUGAAGAGAAGAGUGCUGACGUGGGCAAAGAAUUGAUUGAGAAAAAGGAGCGGGAUAGGGGGAAAUGUAUAAAGCCAGAUAAGGGGAAAGGGAAGAAAGUGUCAUCCAAGGCAAAGAGUGAUGCUACAGUUGACAAGGAGGUGGCUGCACCUGGUAGGAAGUCUGUGGUGUCUGGGGUUGGUUCAGACAAGGCUUUGGAGCAUGUAGAAGAUGCUAACGAAACUCAACAUAUGGAGAAAAUUGACCAAGACAGCAAUAAAAAGCGCGGCAAACGAAAAAGCAUGAGCAGUUCUUUAGCUAUUGAAGGUGCUGGUCCUGCGUGGAGCGGACUUGUGGACGUGUCUGCUUCAGAGACUGGUAGGCCUAAAAGGAGUGGAGGUGCCCCGAAAAAGCUUCAGGUAGUAGGUACGGUUUCUGAUGAUGUACCACAAGCGAGGUUUAAGACGCCGGAGUCUGGAGGUCGGGGAAAGGCAAGUGGCGGGAGGAAGUGUGAGGAGAGUACCGAUUCUGAUGAUGUACCACUGGUGAGGUUUAAGACGCCAGAGUCUGGAGGUCGGGGAAAGGCAAGUGGGGGGAGGAAGUGUGAGGAGAGUACCGAUUCUGAUGAUGUACCACUAGCGAGGUUUAAGACGCCAGCGUCUGGAGGUCGGGGAAAGGCAAGUGUCGGGAGGAAGUGUGAGGAGAGUACCGAUUCUGAUGAUGUACCGCUGGCAAGGGUUCAAAUGCCUGCAUCACGAAGACACAGUUUGGAAAAGAUGGCAUGUGUUCCUGAAAAGGAGGAUGAAAUCAAUACAGAGUCGAAUUCAGUAGCCCAGGAGAGGUCUGAUGAGAGUGAGAGUGAGGGAAGAGUAGUUGCCCCGCAGAGUGGUGGUAGGGGAAGGGGUAAGGGUAGGAGUGUGAGUAGGGGUAGAGGUGGAGGAAGCGCAAAUAUGGUGCCGCAUUUGAAAGAGGCCAGGGACAAUGAAAAUCUGGUCGUGUCUGAUGAGGAGAACAAGAAUUUUACAACACCUACUUUUCGAGGUCGUGGAAGGGGCAGGGGUAGGGGAAGGGGGAGAGGCAGCUCGAAAAAGGUGGCUCUUUCGGAGGAUGGAGAUGUAAAUCAGACGGUGUCCGAUGCCGAGAGUGAGAAAUUGGUGGACAGCUUUAGAUCUCCUGAAGGGCGGGGUCGGUCAAGAGGCAGGGGUAGAGGAAGAGGUAGUGCAAAGUUGGCGCGUUUGGAGAUGCCUGGUGAGGGGGAACAUCUGGAGGUCUUGGAUGCGGAGAGUGAGAAAUCAGUUGACAACUCUAGAACCGAAACUCCUAGAGGACAAGGGAGGGUCAGGGGACAUGGACUGUCGAAGACCCCGCAACUUAAAUCACUCGCAGAUGGUUGCUCGGACUCGGACUCUGAUGGUCCUUUCGACCCAAAGAUGACGCAGCUGAAGGGAAUAGGAAGAAGGAAAUCGAAGAAAUUCCAGGAGCGAACUGGUUCUGAAGAUUCUGAUGUGUCUCCUGUUGCCAGGGGCAGGGGAAGAAAACGAAAGCAGACGUCACCAUCGCAAGAUUCAGAUGAUGAGAAAGAUUCCGAAUCAGACGAUUCUACCCAAGUAAAAACUCCUCGUGGUCGUGGGAGGGGUAGGGGGCGAGGCAGAGGGCGUGGACGGGGGAGGGGAAGGACUCCUACCGUCAAAACUGGUGACAAUGAUACUGAAUCUGGCAAUGAUGAUUCGGGAUGUGACCACUCUACGGAAGUGAAAAGACCUCGAGGGCGUGGAAGGAGUAGGGCGCGUGGUAGAGGUAGAGGCAGAGGGAGAGGAAGGACUCCAACUGAUGACCCAUCUGAUAGUGCAUCUGAGCCAUUAAAAUAUAUUCCCAAAGUGUUUGGGAGUGGCCAUAAGAUUGAAUCCACACUGACUCUGAAGAAGGAUCUGAUCAUUGAAGGAGUGCCGAAUUGGGUUAUGACUGGUUGGCUGAAAGACAAGAGGCUCCAGAGGGGUUACAAGUGUCCAAAAUGCAAGAACAUGAGACAAGGGUUUGAUGCUGUUGUCAGUCAUUACCUGGAAUGCAAGCCUACGGAGUUAAAGUGCAAGAGAUGCGACCGUGUGUUUACGACGUUUGCUGGUCUGAAGUAUCACUAUAUGUCAGAUCACGCGCUACUGGUAUCGCCAUCAAAUAUAGAUGGUUUUGACGAUGCAGAUGCUCUCCAAAGUAUCCUUCUGAAAUUGAACCGCCUCCGUUGUGAUAAAUGCUUGGAAACUUUCCGAUCUGUCAAGCGAUUCAUGUUCCAUCGCGAAUGGUGUGGACGGAAGGAGGAAAUGGGCGUUUGCGAAAAGUGCAAUAAGGACGUUGCGCUUUACAAAAUGGCGGCUCACAUGAAGGCGCAUGCAAGGUUGGAAAAAAAGAAGAAUGCAGACAGCGGAGAAGUGGAAAUUACGGAUGCGAUGGAAGUUAUAUUCACAUCUGAUGAGGAAAGUAGUGAGGAUGAAACUGGGGACUCCUCCAGUGACGUGAAAACGCAACGCCAUGCUGCGCGAAGGGCCCAGGAAAAUUUGAAUAAUAUCAAGAGAGAUUUAGUACAGCAGGUUGUUGACAUCCGUGAGAAGAAAACAGAUUGGAAAAAAUAUUACAAGAGCCCAAAUCUGCCUCAAAUUCCGGACGAACUCAUUCCUGAUAUCAAAAAGGCUUUUAAACUGGGGCAGGAGGUGAAAUGCCCGAACGAGGCCUGCUCGAAGCAAUUGAAGAGCUUAAUCUCGCUGCAUUACCAUUUCCCACGAUGCCUAGCAGUGGCAAGCCCACCGACAAUCAUGUACACAUGCUUGAAAUGCAACCAUCACCUGACCGUCGAGAUGAGCAUGAGAACGCAUGUGACUGGCUGUUUCUCUUUGAAUAAUACGUCUCUUGAGUUGAAGCAAAAUAACGACAGCGACCCGGAGGUGAAAAUAUCCGGUGAGGAAUCUAGCGAGGAUGAAGGUUCAAGUGGGGUGCCGGAGUAUGACAGCUCAAGUCCAGGAGAAGACGACGUUUAUAAUGUUCAAAAUAGUGUUGUUGGAAACCGUGCUGCCCAAAACCGUGCUGGUGUUCAUAGACGUCGGUCAUUGCUAAAAAAAGAGAGUCGCCCCCUGAUGGCCGACGAGGAGACUAUCAUCAAGAUGCUUCAAUACCUGUCGCGGUAUUAUAGGAAGAUCGUGUUUGAGGAGUGGAUGCCCAGGAAGGAGUUGUGGCAGUCAAUACCUCUCAGUGCUCUUCCAAUGAUGUCCCGCUGUCCUCAUUUCAAGAUUAUCGAUGGCAAAGGGAAGAAGAAGUCGCCGUUGAGGGAACUUGGGACGAUACCAUUGUACGAGUCCGUAAUGACAGGUUCUAAUGCCACCCUCAACGUAGGUGGCCAAGCUUGGGCGGCCGACUGGUGCCCUAUCCCGAACACGAAGAAGACUUCUGGCGUCAGUCAGUACCUUGCCAUCGCACCGUCACCCGGCAACAUGUCAAUGAAAAAAAUCUUGGUCAAACCAGGAACUAUACAGCUAUGGAAUUGCGGGAAACUGGCUCACGAAUUGCGGGAGUCGGACGUGACUUUGAGCGUGAUUAUGUUGCACGAAUUUGGCAAUGUUAACAAGAUGCUAUGGUGCCCAAGCGGCGCUUGGUCUCCCCCGGAAGACGGCCAGAGACUGGGCCUACUGGCGAUGGCCUGCUCUGACGGCACUGUCAGAAUAAUCAGCGUGCCGCACCCGGAAAAUAUCAAAGAUGAUUUGACAAAGAUGGCGGCAUUUAAGGUGAAGGCGUCUGUCACGCUCGAUCGAGGGACGGAGGGAAUUCGGAGCCAUAACUGUCUGUGUAUGGAUUGGUCCAAGACGGAUGGUCAUACAAGUCUGGUAGCUGGGUUUUCAGACGGUGCUGUUGCAUUGUGGGAUCUCUCGACGACGUCACCGCUAUUAAAAACGGAAGAUUCCGGUACCAUCGUCAUAAAACCGUUCCGCACAUUUUAUGCCCACACGGACAUGACCACGGACGUAACCUUCUGCUCUUACCGAUCUGAUGUCAUCGUCACGGCAACGUCACAGCAUUUUCUUUCAGUGUGGAAUCUCUCGGAUACCAGGAACCCAGUUGGAGGUAUUCGUCGCGGGUACCAGACACAGAUCAUGUGGGCGCCAUUCUGGAAGUUCGCCUGCUUCAGCCAGGAUGAAGCGUACAGCGGAACUCUCCAGAAUGGUACUUUCAUGUUUCAACUCAGCAACUAUGAGGAUCAGUAUAGGAUUCUGCAGUCAAAGACAACAAUAUCGAGUGUUGACGUGUCGCCGUGGUUGAACUGCAUCGUUCAUGGCAACCAGGUUGGAGAGGUGGUCGCACACAUUGGGAAAGUAAACCACAAGUUGUCAAAAUUUUGUCGAUUUUGGAUUACUAAAUUAGAGCAAGAACUACGGUUCGGUGAUGAUACAAAAGCAACAGAUGGUGAUCUAGCGUCAGAAGUUGUAACGGGGGACAAGGUUGAAAAUAACGGUAACAAGGCUGUUUCUGGUGAAUCGGCAAAGGAAGGGAUGAAUACUGUAAAUACUGAUGUGUUGGGGCAUUCAGGAGGCAAUAACGUUACCAAUGUAACGUCUGUCGACAAUGUCGAAAUAAGGAGUGAAAAUAUAUCCAUGGAAACAACGUCCCAAGAGGGUGGUAAUUUGUCUCAGGGAAGAACAAAUCUUGUGUCACAUGCAGCAAAUUCAGACAAUCAGGAAAUCUUGCCUGAUUGUUCAAAGAAUGUAGAGACUAUGGGGCCCUCUCCAGCAAAGCGGGUAAAAAUAUCCGACUCACAAAUAAACGAGUCUACGGAACGUUUUUGUUCAAAAUCUGAAAAAGUUGUAAAAUCUGUGACAUUUUCUGAUGAAGUUUUGGAGAAUUUUGAGGAACAAAAAUCUGAAGAUGUAACAAGACAGUGCAAUGGAAGCGGAGAUCAUAGCGGUGUGCAGGGUGUAGCAGACGUUAGAAAAGAUGCUAAGAGCUGUACUGGGAAAAGUGGAGGUGAUGCUGAGACGUCCGCCAAUAAAGAUGUCGCUACUGGUCCUGUCGCCGGUGGGAGUGAUGCAAAGGAUGCUGGGCUGAGUGCAAAGAAUCUGGCUGCGGCAUCAAAAAAAUACAAUCUUGUGAUACGGGACUAUAACCUGGCGCCUAGGGUUAUGUCAGACCUUGAUGCCAGACAGUUGGAGGACCUGGCCGUGGAUCGAGUGGACGAGUUCGGUCUCAACGCAGUUUGUAAGGUCAAAUGGAACCCAAAUCGUCACUCCUGCCAUUGGAUAAUGGUCGCCGGGAAAUCGGGUCUCGUCCAACUCGUCAACGUCAAUGGUGUUUUCGGGAAGAAGGUGGCUGUGAAAAGAUAUUCUACUAAAAACGCUGCAGGAAACAUUGAUACUGCUCAGUAAACUGUGGAAAAAGUUGAUGCCAAGUGCAGUGCAUGAUAAGGUGACGCUGCUUGCACCGGUGUGGAAAAUACUGAUUCCAAGUGUGGUAUUUGAUUCCUGAUAUUAUACAUAAGUGGUUCGUGCACUUGUUUAUUUCUUGAUUGACCUUGAACUUUUGCAGUAAAUCUUGCUUUAAUACUUUUGACCAAGUUAAAAUCGAUUUCACCAUAUUCUGUUCUGAUUUCUUUUAAACAUUAUGCAUGUAAUCCCACUCCUGCGAGAAGAAUUUCUGUGAUAAAUCAAAUCAUUCUAAAUCUUGUUUUGUUCACAAAAUAAUUUUGAUUGUAAAUAUCUAUCGAAGCAAGUUACUGCCAUAAUUGUGUU